Messenger RNA from Misgurnus anguillicaudatus (oriental weatherfish), 2292 nucleotides. RefSeq names its product DEAD (Asp-Glu-Ala-Asp) box polypeptide 51 (gene ddx51). Gene Ontology annotation, molecular function: ATP binding; nucleic acid binding. The record is from RefSeq and is a predicted model, not a curated record. NCBI's taxonomy places the organism in Eukaryota, Metazoa, Chordata, Actinopteri, Cypriniformes, Cobitidae.
ACGGCACGCUAAAGUCUCUACGUCAUCAGUACGCGACUGUCAACACUUUUCCCACAUGGUUCAUUUUCAUAGAGCCACAGUACAAAUUUGUCUGUUCUAAUAUAUCUUGGUGAUGUGUGUUAAUUAAAUAAGUUAAUAUUCGUUAUUGAUUAUAAGGCCAGGAGUCUGCAAUGGCACUCUUCACGAUAAAUCGAUAUUUAGGGGAGGUGGAGGACAGUGAAUCCAGCAGAGAGUCUCGGUCCAAAGCAUUGCUGGCUAAACUGCAGGAACAAGCCAAAGCCCGAGAACAACAGAGUAUCUCACACACAGCAAAUAAACAUGAUGACCAUCAAGAUAAUAUAGCAAAGAAAAAGAAAAGAAAACCUGAUCAGCAAGAGACUGAGGGAGAACAACUCAAAGCUAAGAAAAAAAGAAAUGCCAAAGAAACCGAGGCUACUGAUGAAGGUGUCAGUUCAACUACGAAGAAGAAAAAACGUAAAACAUUAUCGAUUGAUAAUACAAGUGCAAAUACAGGAGAUGAUGAAUCAGAUACUGAGAAGUCUGCAGAAAUCACAGAGACUAUUAAAGGUGACUUAGAGGAAAGUAAGGAGACUCAGAUUGAUCAGGCACAUGCCGAAAAUGCUGCCUCCCAGACCGGCUUCCAUAUCUUGGGAGGGUUUGAAGAGAAGACCAUGCAAAAGGUCAAAAGAGUUUUGCCUCAGUGGUUGUCACAGCCUGGUGUCAUUCAAAAGGACAUUAAGAGUAACCUUGUCCCUGUCAAUGAGGUGCCGGGCAUCUGUCCAAUGCUGCUUAAGAAACUGGAAGCCAAUGGGAUACAGAACUUUUUUCCAGUACAAGCUGAGGUCAUACCUGCAAUUCUGAACAGUGUGAGCUCCGAGCUGCUGGUCGGUCCAGGUGGCUACCGUCCCAGAGAUAUCUGUGUUUCUGCACCUACAGGAAGUGGAAAGACACUGGCCUUUGUUAUACCUGUUAUACAGGCACUGUCUAAGCGUGUAGUUUGUGAGGUUCGUGCACUGGCUGUACUGCCCACCAAAGAGUUGGCACAGCAGGUGUCAAAGGUGUUUAGCUCAUAUGCUGAAGGCACUGGUCUGAAAGUGGUAAUGAUCACAGGACAGAAAUCAUUUGCUGCUGAGCAGGCGGCUCUUUCUAAAAGCAGAGGGGGUGUUUGCCGCAGUUUGGCUGAUAUUGUUGUGGCCACGCCAGGCCGUCUGGUGGAUCACAUCAACAAAAACAACAACUUCAGUCUACGACACCUACGAUUUCUGAUCAUUGAUGAGGCUGACAGGAUGAUUGACAGCAUGCAUCAGUCCUGGCUCAGCCAGGUGACUAAAGCGGUGUACAAAAUCCAAGGUGACCAACAGAUGUUAGUCUUGAAACGAACACUGCCUGGACCAAUCACAGUGGCAAGUUUGUCUCCGCCCCAGAUGCCGUUGCAAAAGUUGCUGUUUUCUGCCACUCUCACCCAGAACCCUGAGAAACUACAACUGCUGGAUCUGCACCAGCCACAACUCUUCAGUUCAACACACAACUCUACAGACAGCUCCACACAAAACCAGGAGACAUUUCACUUUCCUCAGAGUCUCUCUGAGUAUUAUGUCCCCUGCACCCUUAACAAGAAACCGCUUUUAAUCCUUCACUUCCUGCUUCGGCUCAAGUUCAGUCCUGCUUUGUGCUUCACCAACUCGAGAGAAACGGCACACAGACUUUACAUGCUCGUAAAACUAUUUGGAGGUGUGGAUGUUGCAGAGUUUUCUUCCAGACUAAGCCCAAGCGAGCGACAAAGAACGCUUAAAGACUUUGAGCAUGGGAAGAUCCCACUAUUGAUAAGCACAGAUGCUGCUGCAAGAGGCAUCGACAUCAAUGGAGUGAAAUGUGUCAUUAAUUAUGAUGCUCCACAAUACAUCCGAACAUACAUUCACAGGGUGGGACGAACGGCAAGGGCAGGAAAAGCAGGCUUAUCUUUCACUUUCCUUUUAAACGUCCAGGAGAAGAGGUUCUUACAGAUGGUAUUGGAUGCUGGCAGUCCUGGUAUACAGAGGCACAUGGUCCAACCAGAAACUCUUAAAAGCAUGGAACCUCACUAUGAGCAAACACUUGUUGAGCUUGGUAAAGCUGUGAAGGAGGAAAAUGCAAAGAAGCGAUUCUGAGAUGAAAUGGAGCAACGGAGCAGUACAGUAUUUUUUUUUAAUAAUUCAAAGUUUGUUAAAAAAAAUGAUUUACAUUAUAUGAACUUUAAUGUAAUAUGCUACAAAAUGUUUUUUUUUUUAAUAAAAUGGGGAAAAAAAUAAUUCU